Messenger RNA from Stylonychia lemnae, 1296 nucleotides. NCBI's taxonomy places the organism in Eukaryota, Ciliophora, Spirotrichea, Sporadotrichida, Oxytrichidae. The record is from the annotation of a GenBank genome assembly.
AUGCAAUUUAAAGUAGACUCUACUCCAGCUAUUGUAAUUUUGAAAUAUCAUAUACUGAAAGAGAUAAUAUUCAAGUUAUCAAGAUUAAACAGAGAUACUCGAUAAUUUAUUCAGGAGGAGUUUAAAUAUAUCAGACCAGAUAGACUAAUUACUUUACGAUUUGACUUUUAUAACUUGAGACCUAAACCUAGAAAGAUAAUUUGGAUUGCUGCUUGCAUGAAUAUAGUGACACUUAUUAUUGUGAAUGGAAUAGAUUUUGAUUACAUCUUAAGUAUAUUAAAACAAUUUAGACCAGAUAUUACAUUAAAUAUUGAGCUAGAGUCUUUCAACGAUGAAGAUAUGAAUGCUGAGAAGUUUAUGGAGCUUAUUGGAUAUUAUAAAAUAAAUGAAGUUUCAAUUGUUAAAAGUACCAUUGUUUUGAAGUCUAGUGCAAAUUACUUGCUUGGACCAGCAAAUACUUUCAGGGCAGUAAACUCAGCUUUUAGAUUUAGCAGGUUUGAUCAAAUUUUGUCAUGCUAAAACCUAAAACUUGAAAAUUGUAAAUUGACAAUUAAGAUAAAUUGUGAAAAGCUAUUUGCCAAUGUUAGAAGAGCAUAUUUGGCUAAUACCAGCAUUAAAGAUAAUUAUUUAAGUUUAUUUACUGAUGCACUUUAGGAAUUGGUCAUUAAAAAGAAUGUGGUUAAUAGUGGUUAAGCUUUGAAGCAAGAUUUACUCAAGAAGGUAAUGUAGGAAAAUAAACCCUUUUAUAAGAGCCUAAAGUUCCUCUCACUAUAUGGUCAUAUUUCAGAAGAAUCCUUAUUAACUCUACUUCAUCAUCAAUCAAUAUUUCCAAGUCUUGAAGUUAUAAAAAUACAUUGUGAUCAGCUAUUGUUGAGUUUAAGUAAAAUUAAAAUGAGAAUGAAAUUACAUAAUUUGAAAAAGCUUGAUUUGAGGGGGUGCUUAGUGAAAGCUGAUGUUAAUGGUUAGAAUGUACUGAAUGUUCCAGGGGCUAAUAUUGGUAUUCAGAGAAAAGGUGUGAGAAUGGGUAAUCUAUCAGCUAUGAUUAAACAUAAUCAGUAGCUUAAAACCAUUAAAAAGAAAGCCUUAGGGAAAAAUUAUCAUAGGGUAGCUUGGUAAGACUCACCUGACACAAGCGAUGAAGAGAAAAAAGCUAGAAAGUUUGAGUAGUCUAGCUAAGAAAGUGACAUGAGUGAUGAAUUGGAAAGAGCUAGAAAGAACUAUCAAAAAAGAAUGAAGGGACAAGAAAGAUAUAAUCAGAAAAAUGGCUUCAAUUUUGAGAAAAAUCUAUUCUUUUGA